AAUAAUUUGGGGACCCCCCUUUCCAUACGUCUUUUUAUUGCUGUUUUACAUUUUUCAUGGUCAUUCAUUGAUUCUAUUCCCAGUUUCCCACCCCAACAACAAGAAGCUUUUAUCCCAGAGAGAGAGAGAGAGAGAGAGAGAGAGAGAGAAGUGAUGCCAUUGUAUUAAUCUAAUAUACAAGGAAGAACCUCUCCCAGUUGAUUCUACGACAAGUCCUCAACAGAACAUAAAACCAACAAACCUGUUAUGACCAAAGGAAACUCCUUCCUCUCUCCUCCCCCACCCGUCUCUCUCGAUCCAAAACGUACGUUCAAUUCCCGUCUCUCUACAGAGGGUUUGCCAGCCAAAUAGUAUUAAUUAAGUUGGAGCUAUGGCUUCCGACGAGAGCCCAACGAUACUACAAUCCUUCAGCAUGCAGGACAACGAACAUGAAUUUGAUGACGAGGGGGAGUAUAAUUAUCGUCCUGGUCAUCCUCACAACCUUUCCGAAAUGUCCAUGUGUACUAAUAACUCUACAGUUUAUGGUUUUGAUGAUGAUGGCUAUAGUAUCGGUAGAGGCAACUAUUUCCACCUUGACGAUGGCUAUAGUGAUACCAUCAGUAUGCAUAUGUCACAGUUAUCAAUGGAGAGUUUUCACUAUGGGGAUGCCGGUGGACAUGAAGAUUUCUCCGAUGAUGAGAGAGAGUGCAAAGAAAUAUCUGGCCGGGGAGUAUCCUCGGACUCUGAUCUGGAGUCGUUGGGGGACUGUCACUCGUCACCGGCAACACCACCACGACCACAAUGGAGGAAUCAGAGUGCGGAUUUGGAUCAAGUUCUAUUGCAGCAGGAGAAGCAUAAAGAGUACUACACAAGCAAGAACAAAGCCAAGAUGAUGAUGAUGAACACAAUGAGAGGAGAUAGAUGCAGGCUAGAGAGAGCAACAUCUUUUGGGGAUCCCAAUAAGAAGAAGAUUGCAGUGGAUGACGAGGCAAUGAUUGAUAGCAGCAGUGAGGGGGGAAAUGGAGACCUAGUUGGGAGAUCCGUGGUGAUAAAGACGAGACCGAGAGGAGGAGGAAGGUCCCUUUGUAUGGACUUGGAGGAAGUGAAGGCAUGCAGGGACCUUGGUUUUGACUUGGAGCAUGACCACUGCACUACCCUCCAUUCCUCUUCCUCCUCCUCCGCCAGUGUUGUUAUCAUGCCCACUACCACUACAACUAGCCUUUCCAUCUCCGAAACUUCCACUCUUGACACCAGCAGCAGCACCAGCAGCAGCUCUCCCAUCACUAAAUGGCGCAUCUCCAGCCCUGGUGAUGAUCCAAGAGAUGUGAAGGCUCGACUAAGAGUAUGGGCACAGGCAGUGGCACUCGCAUCUACAUCUUGGCACUGCUGCUAGCUACUGUCUGAACUGCUUUCCUGUACUAUAUAUGAAGAGACAUGCUUUGUGCACAUACUUCUGCCAUUUUUUUUUCCUAUUCCAGCCCUUCUUUACUUUUCCUUCUUUUGCAUCUUGAUCUUGUGGGAUUAACAAAGUCUGCUUCUUUCUUUUAUUGUACAAGAGAUGGUUUUCCAGAAUACUAAUUUAUUUGUCUUUGGGCAAAAAGAUAUAUUGGAUU
Rhododendron vialii is the source of this 1592-nucleotide messenger RNA. RefSeq lists its product as uncharacterized. Lineage: Eukaryota; Viridiplantae; Streptophyta; Magnoliopsida; Ericales; Ericaceae. The transcript has 2 exons. Bases 371 to 1372 code for a protein of 333 amino acids. The record is from RefSeq and is a predicted model, not a curated record.